GUGCUUAUAGUAUGAACUGCACCAUUCAGAAAAUUGCCCGCGUUCUCAAUGUUUAGCGCACGUGUUUUGAUAUUUUUCUGCAAAACUGCUCUGUUGAAAAGCGCAAACUGCUUCCAAUUAAACCCAGAUUAACGAUGCAAUUGUACGCGAAAUAGUUGACUAAAUUUAGACGACUGGGUUCAGUGUCAAGGGUUAGUUCUAAAGUGAAUGUACGCCAGUUCUAUUUAAGGACUAUCCCGUUGCUGCCCGAAGAACUAAUAACGACAAGAAAUUCCCCAAUAAAAUGUCAAAUAAAUUAAUUUGGGUUGACGAAGACGACAUGGAAAAAAGCCAACGACAACGGAACUUAGAUGAAGAAAACGACUUCGUAGAAAGAUCCAUGGAAGAAGGUGGAAAAUCCAUAAUGUUCCGGAUACCAGCCGAGCUGGAAGAAGAUCGUGGCGGAUGGGGCAAUAAACUGGACUUUCUCAUGUCCUGCAUCAGCUUGUCUGUAGGACUAGGAAAUGUUUGGAGGUUUCCAUAUCUCUGCUAUAAAAACGGAGGAGGCGCAUUUUUGGUGACCUAUUCAAUAGCAAUGGUAGUGUGUGGAAUUCCGAUAUUCUUCCAAGAAGUUGCCAUUGGCCAGUACUUGGGUUCCGGUGGGAUGACUUUUGUUGGACAAUUAUGUCCCAUCUUAAAAGGUGUAGGUUUCGCCACCAUGACCAUAGUGUUCCUAUUAGAUGUGUAUUAUUGUGUGAUAAUUGCUUGGACUUUAUACUACAUUAUUAGUACUGUUGCGUACCUACCAGUAUUACCCUGGCAAGGCUGUGAUAACCUGUGGAAUACCAAAGAUUGUUUUACUAGUGGCAGUAAUUUAUCGUUUGUCAAUGGCACCAAGAAGUUUUCACCAGUUGAGGAAUAUUUUGACCGACAAGUAUUGGGUAUCUCAGGUGGUUUAGAGGAAAUCGGCGGAAUGCAGUGGAAUAUAUUCGUAUGUUUAUGUAUCGGUUGGAUAUUGGUAUAUAUUAUCAUAAAGAGAGGGUUGCAUCAAAGCGGUAAGAUUAUAUGGUUCUUGGCGCUUUUUCCUUACCUGAUCCUGAUCGUGAUGAUGGUUCGAGCUGUAACAUUAGAUGGUGCAGGCGCUGGUUUGCUGUAUUACGUUGUUCCCAAGUGGGAACAAUUCUUAACACCUGGUCCGUGGGUCGAUGCAGCUUCUCAAAUUUUUUUCGCCUACAGCAUUGGAUGUGGAGCCUUACCAGCACUCGGAUCUUACAACAAGUUUCACCAUAACUCCUAUAAAGACGCUGUGAUAACUUGUGUGGUCAACACCUUCACUUCAGUACUGGCCGGUGUGGUCACAUUUUCUAUUCUGGGACAUUUGGCACACGAGCAAAAUGUAAAUGUAGGCGACGUGGUUAAAAGCGGACCCGGAUUAGUAUUCCUGACGUAUCCGGAAGUCGUUUUGAAAUUGCCUGGAGCACCGUUUUGGGCAAUUAUAUUUUUCAUCAUGCUACUAAUAUUGGGAAUAGACAGUGCUUUCUGCCUCGUUGAAUCUUUUAUUACUGGAUUGAUGGAUAAUUGGUCGACCGUAUUGAGGCCGCACAGGCAGAAGUUCACUGCCACAGUUUGCAUAAUAAUGUUCCUGUUGGGAAUUCCGAUGGUUACUCAUGGCGGAAUGUACGUUUUCCAGUUAAUGGACUAUUAUUCAGCCAGUGGGAUGUCGCUUCUUUGGGUCUGUUUCUUUCAAACUGUGGCCAUUUCAUGGACGUUUGGAGUUGACAAACUGUGCGAUUGUAUCGAACAAAUGAUGGGAACUAGACCGAACAUGUUUUGGAGGAUUUGCUGGAAGUAUUGCGCUCCUAUUGUUAUUGCGGUGAUAUUCGUGCAGCAAUGCAUGGAAUACCAGACGUUGCGUUACGGUGAAUAUAAUUAUCCGUUGUGGGCAAAUAUUUUUGGUUUGGGAAUAAGUUUCUCUUCAAUGUUAUGGGUUCCUGUUUACGCCAUUUACUAUCUACUAACACAGCCGAACUCUAUUAUUCAGAAUUUCAAAGAUGGAUUAAUUCCGGCCAUAAAGCAAAGAAAAAUAUCCAUAUGCGAUAAAACCACUGGCCAACUUAUUACCCAAAGUAAAGUCGGAUUAAUAACGCCGUCCGUUUCUUUGGUGCAAAAUGAGAAACUUAAUUCGUAGAGAAUAGAAACUCAGUCUGAAGCACAUCUCUUAACAAGUCCAAGGAAAAUUUAUCUUCAGCCUUUGGGUUAGUUUCAAAAUGUGUUAAAAGAGACUCUGAAAUGUGAGCAUUAAUGGAUUAAUAGAUGGGCUUCAGCUUUUAUUAAAUAUAGGAGAGAUUUGAUUUUCAGUUCUCGAAACUAAACUUAACUAUUAUAUGUAGCCAUUUAUUUAAGUCGCAUCCGUACUUUCGAAAAUUCUGCAAACUCUUGUGAAAAUUAUAGUUUCACUAUAUAUUUUUUACGUUCUAGUAAAGUCACAGAUAAUUAAAUGUUUUACAUAUGGAAGUUAGAUGGUUUCGUCAAUUAUUUGAUAUGCUAGUUUGUGAUAAAUAAUAUCCAUUAGAGAAAACAUUUCGUAGAAAGUAUCCUAUGUAUGUUAGAUUGACUACCGUAUGUUGCGGUUAAAGUAUUAUUUUUUCCUUAAAACAUAAUACGUUAUGCAUUAUUUAUUGCAAUCAUUAAAGUUAAUAUUAUUAUUCAAAAUACUUAAAUCAUGUGAAUCGGCUAUUGAAAUAAAGAAAUCACUUUUA
Dendroctonus ponderosae (mountain pine beetle) is the source of this 2738-nucleotide messenger RNA. Its product is annotated as sodium- and chloride-dependent GABA transporter 1. NCBI's taxonomy places the organism in Eukaryota, Metazoa, Arthropoda, Insecta, Coleoptera, Curculionidae. Bases 284 to 2167 code for a protein of 627 amino acids. The transcript is spliced from 13 exons. Gene Ontology annotation, cellular component: membrane. Gene Ontology annotation, biological process: sodium ion transmembrane transport. The record is from RefSeq and is a predicted model, not a curated record.